Messenger RNA from Drosophila erecta, 2250 nucleotides. RefSeq names its product DC-STAMP domain-containing protein 2. Lineage: Eukaryota; Metazoa; Arthropoda; Insecta; Diptera; Drosophilidae. The transcript is spliced from 10 exons. The coding region runs from base 111 to 2129 and encodes 672 amino acids. The record is from RefSeq and is a predicted model, not a curated record. Gene Ontology annotation, cellular component: membrane.
UCAAAUGGUCACACUUAGUGGGGCGCCAAGAGAAAAUAUCGAUAUCGAUUCCGAGAGUUCUGAUAAAAAUUACAAAUAAAUAAAUUACAAAAAGCGAACGAUAGAAAAUCAUGGAAGAAAAUGAGCCCAGGGGUGGCGCUAUGUGGACAUUUAAGCUGGUGGCACCGUACGUGAUCGUCGGCUACCUGUGCGGACUCGCGGUGACGCUUGCAUGGAACUGGUGGCAGCUGGGACACUUGCUUCUGGGUCUUAACCUCACCUUUGCGAUUCCGGUGGCGCUUGCUCUGGCGCCUCUUUACAGCCGGCCCGUGAGGUGCAUUUUGACGCUGGCCGUUCCCUCGCUGUGCAGCUCCCGGGGCAGGGCGUUCCUCAUCAGCCUCGCUUUUGUUGUUGCCGCCUUCGGGCCUACGGCCAACAUUCUAGCCAAUUUGAAGGUGAUGCUCCGCAGCCUCGCUUGCGGACAGGAGCUAUUGCGUCAGGCGCUUGGUCAGAUGUUGGACGUAAUACUGGAGCCAGUGAAUGCCAUCCAGCUGGCGGUGGAUCUGUUGCUGCAGGAAGUGCGUCGAGUGCUGAAGCUGGCCAUGGUAGUGCUGUUACGCAUUCAGGAUCACCUGAUUGAAAUUAUUGAAACCCUGAAGAACUGCGCCGCUUGGCUGAAAUCUAUCGUAGACCUGUGCAACACAGAAAUGGGCACUCCCUGGGCACGUUGUAAAAUGACUGCUCAUCAAGCUAUGAUCAGGUGUCAGUCAAAAAUGGGCAUAUUCAAAGCCCUCUGUCAUGCUACAAAGCUAUUUCUGGCCCUCUGCUACCCCGCCAAGAUCAUCGAUGUGUUUUGCAGCGGUUACUGGGAUUUCAGCUGGGGUCUCCUUGAUAAAAUCUUGAAACGCUACCGCGAAUUUGUGCGGCACAUCGAGGAAAUGUUUGACGCCAACAUCACCUUUGAGCAUGAAUUUUUCUUCGAUACAAACUCCUCGAAGAGCCUGGCGGACGUGGGGGAGGAAAUUAUACAGGAUAUUAACAAGCGACUGUCGUCGUUUAUCUUCUUGAGCAGCUUCGUGGACAUUCUCUGCUGGGUCAUGGUGGUUACUGUGUUUUUUAAAGCCACCAUCUUCUACCUGCGAUACAUGCAUAGCCGGCAGUUUCAGAAUGUGUUCUUGACAAAGAUACUAAGUGAUAUAGACCGGCGGCACGAAAAGCACGGCUACGAUCCACUACUACCCCUUCAACAUCUUGAAAGGGCAAGGUAUAUGAAGCUUACUAGUCUGCGCUUGACUUUGUUUGAGUUUGUGUCCAUUGUUGAAAACGCCUGUUUCAUGGCCACAACCAGUCUGCAGCUGUUUGCGAUCUGCUUCCUGGAUUAUGGGCUGUUCUGGCUGCUGACCACUAUGUCCUUUCAUGGCCACCAAGAGACUGGGUUGGAGGUGCCCGCUUACGUCGAUCUUGAGAUUAAGGGUGGGGGUUUUGUGGCCGACAUAAUGCGAGGAAUAGCUAAUGCCUUUCGACCAUUGACGCAAAAAAGCGUUCUAGACGUGAAUCCCUGCCUUCCGCUGCCCCUGAAACCAGAUUAUUCAGAGUAUCUAAUUAUAUUACUACUCUGUCUGCUCGCUUGGUUGAUCCUUUUGGCGGAACCCUAUAUUUUGCGCACUCGCCAUCUCAUUAUGGCCUACUUCUAUCCGAAACGGGCCAAGGAAAGAGGCAUGUUUCUGUACAACUUAAUUUUCGAAGAUAGAACAAGCAUUUUUAAGUUUGUUCGCCGCAGAAAGCGUAAUGAGUUUAACCACACACGGAAUGUUAAGCACACCAGAAACUUUACUUGGCUGAACAAUCGAUUCUCCUGUUUAAUCUGUCGGUGCUCCUGCUGCUCCGCAUGUCAGAGCACUGAGAAGUGCACCAUAUGUGGCCGAUCUCUGACUCCUUCGAAUCGUAACCCCUGCGACACUCCUGGAUGCAAAGGGGUUUAUUGCGGUAAAUGCUUUGAAAGGUCUCACAAUAAGUGCUGUCUGUGCAAUCGACCCGUGGAUUAUGGUGAUUUUUCCGACGUUACUGAAGUGGACGACUCUUCGGACUACUCCGAAAAAGAAUCUUUUAGCGAAAGACGGUACAGAAAGGCCUGUGGAGGACAACGCUAACAACGAUACCCGGAUAGCCCAGGAAUAUUACCUUCAAUUAAAUACCUGAAACCCGGCUAAUUCAAAUAUAUGGUUUUAGAAACUUUACGCUAAGGCCAUUUACGAUAAUUAUGCGGACACG